Messenger RNA from Paecilomyces variotii, 1284 nucleotides. RefSeq names its product sn-1,2-diacylglycerol cholinephosphotransferase. Gene Ontology annotation, biological process: phospholipid biosynthetic process. Gene Ontology annotation, molecular function: phosphotransferase activity, for other substituted phosphate groups. Gene Ontology annotation, cellular component: membrane. The transcript is spliced from 4 exons. Bases 1 to 1284 code for a protein of 427 amino acids. The record is from RefSeq and is a predicted model, not a curated record. Lineage: Eukaryota; Fungi; Ascomycota; Eurotiomycetes; Eurotiales; Thermoascaceae.
AUGUAUUCCAACCACACAGCGACGCAGGACUCGCUCUCCGAUGAACAUCUGGUGCACCUGAAGUCGUAUAAAUACUCCAGCGUCGACAAGUCCCCUAUCUCGCGGUACAUAUUGAAACACUACUGGAAUGCAUUCGUCGAGCUGCUGCCGCUAUGGAUCGCUCCCAAUAUGGUCACCCUGUUGGGUUUCUUUUUCAUUGUAGCCAAUGUCAUCUUUGUCGAGCUGUUCAUGCCUGACCUAGUAGGGCCGGGUCCUACCUGGCUUUACUACAGCUUUGCUUUCGGUGUUUGGAUGUACUCGACUCUUGAUAACGUUGACGGCAAGCAGGCCAGACGUACAGGGACUUCUAGUGGACUGGGGGAACUGUUCGACCAUGGAAUCGAUUCCCUGAACUGUACACUGGCAAGUCUGUUGGAAACAGCCGCCAUGGGUCUCGGUGCCACCAAGAUCGGUGCGUUUACGGCUCUCAUUCCAUGCCUGGCCAUGUUCUUUUCGACCUGGGAAACAUACCAUACGCAUACGCUCUACCUUGGAUAUGUCAACGGUCCUACCGAAGGUCUCCUCAUUGCUAUUGCAGUCAUGAUCGCUUCAGGUCAUUAUGGACCCCAGAUCUGGACAUACCGCGUCUCAGAUUAUCUGGGCUACUCAAACAUUUUUGGAAAGUCUACAUUCCAGGAACUCUGGGUAUACGUUGUCUUCGGCUCAUUCCUCAUUGGUCACCUGCCAGCCUGCGUCCUGAAUGUCUAUCAGGCUAGAAAACGCCAGGGUCUCCCCUUCUUGCCAGUCCUCAAGGAGUGGCUCCCCAUUAGCGUUUUCACUGGCUGCGUUGUUGCUUGGCUCUUCUCCCCCUACUCAACCUUGCUGGCGGAAAACAGACUAGUUCUGUUCUGCGUGACUAUGUCAUUUGUUUUUGGCCGCAUGACUACUAAGAUCAUCCUGGCUCAUCUUCUCAAGCAGCCAUUCCCGUACUGGACUGUUCUUAUUACUCCGCUGAUUGGAGGCGCGCUCCUUGGCAAUCUACCCCGAUUUGGUCUCCCCCAGGUCAGUGCUACCAUCGAAGUAUGGUACUUGCGAGGUUACCUGGUAUUCGCCUUCGUUGCCUACAUGCACUGGGCGCUCUUGGUCAUCAACAGAAUCACCACGUACCUGGGCAUCAACUGCCUGACUAUCAGGGAAGACAAGUCCGCGGCCAGAGAGAAAGUGUACCGCGAUUUUGGAGAGGGAAAGCUGAACGUCAACAACAUUCGAACGGAUACCAGCAAGGCCGGAUUGAAGCACCAUUAA